AUGGCGUUUCUACUUGAAGGCGAGACAGAUGAGACGCUGGCUGCAGCAUUUGCGUUUCUGGACGAGCAGCAGAAAUUGUCGACAUCGCUAAAGGAGCCACUCGAGGACAGCCCUACUCUUCCGUCCUUAGAUGACCCAGAAGCUGCCGACGUGCUGGAUGAUCUGAGUGCAGAGCUCCCUGCAACGGCGGACAAGGCGAUCAAGAGCAUCAGCUGGACUGCAGCCAACCCCACCCCGAAGCUUCUCUCACAACUUCGCUUUAAUCGCCGCCAGGUUAAAAAGCCAUACGUGCGUAAAAAACCUCUGAGUUACAACCCGAACAAAGCGCGAGAUGAGCGCAAAUUGGAGCUGGUAUACCUCCGCCAGAAAGUGACCGACAUGGAGAUGGAGCUACUGAAGCUACAGGAAAUCAAGGAAGCAACAAACCCCGACAGCCAUUCCACUAAUGAUGCAGUGCCCCGGGUCUGGGAGAAAAUGUGCGCGCGUCAACUACAACGCCGAGUAAAGGCAGAGCGCGAAAAUGCUCGUCUGAAAGUGGUAUUAGAGGGCCAGAUUAAGAUCGCCAAGAGCAUGGAGCAGAUCCUCAAGAAGCGCACCGUUUUGCGUGCUAUGGAGUCCUGUGGCAGCAACAAACGCACGAAGCACACGAACCGUCGACCCGAACCUCGUGCCGACGCGAAGAUCUUCGAGAUCUUGCUUGCUGGUGUCGAGGCCUCGUACCGUGAAGUUGAUGCUGUGUUCGAGGCCAAUGGUCUUGGCCGCACAGAAGCCCCCAAGAGUGACACUCAAAUGCGUGAUGGUGUGAACGGCAUGUAUCUCGAGAUAUUUGCCAACAAGAUGAUUCCGUUUGGCAUGCAUGCUACGGGCCAGGCUGUGUGGCAGCACUUUAAGGGUACGGAUAUCCCUUACCGCUGGUUUCACUCCAAGUCAGCCGGUUCGAUCGAGUCGACAGAAGAUACAAUGGUUGAAUGCUUCGACAUGGAUAUGUAUGAUGCCAAAAGCAAGACAACAGCCGAGUUCAAUGUCAAACAGAUCCUCCGUCGUUAUGUUGAGGAAGACCGCGUUGUCAUCGUCUGGCGCUCGCACAUUGAUCCACUGGAAUUUUCUAACAAACGUUUCGCGGGUAUUCAUUUCGAGGAGAAAGGCUAUGUGGUCAUCAAGCCUCGUGCUCACAGCGAAGAUAGUAGCGGUGACCACGACGACUUCACACUGCUGCAGACUUGCUACAUCAUUACCCCCGAUCUGUCCGACCAAUCACUGAAUGAUGAUGCCAAGACGGGAGCUCUUACCGAAUUUGUCAUGAGCUCAACGGCUGCCAAUAUUUCUGCUAGCCACGAGAUGAUUGAAAACGUCCUGUUGGACCAGGCUUUGCAGCAGCGCAAGCGCCAAGAGUAA
This is a messenger RNA of Phytophthora infestans T30-4, 1395 nucleotides long. RefSeq names its product M96 mating-specific protein family. The coding region runs from base 1 to 1395 and encodes 464 amino acids. Lineage: Eukaryota; Oomycota; Peronosporomycetes; Peronosporales; Peronosporaceae. The transcript has 3 exons. The record is from RefSeq and is a predicted model, not a curated record.